AUGUACGAGAUGCUUGGGCGGGUCAUUAUCACCGCGGAAACGGUGAAGCUCUUUGACAAGGAACUCGGCAAAGUACUGUUCGGUAUGCGUGACAAGGGGAUCGACCGCAAAACAAAGCGUGAAACAUGGGAGGCCAGUGAACGGUUUACCGAGUCCGUUCUUUUGUCGGUAGACUCAGGGCAUGCGUUGAGCGACUGGCGGCUUCGCCGCAGCUGGAAUGAUCUCUGGACGUUCUGGGAAAACGCCGACCGCCAUUUGCGUUCGAUCGAAUACCAUGUGCUGUACGCAAGUAGGGAUGGCCCGAUGGCCGACAUGCUCUUCCGACGUGCAUUGAAAGAAGUUCUGAAGGACCAGACGCUGGACGAUGUCGUCCACGCCGUCACAGGUUCUCACGUACUCCCGACGCAAAUCUACGUUUACUUUCGCUUUGAUGAGGGCCAAAAGCUUCCCGAAUACAGCUCGUGCUCCAAACAGCUGACCUUCUACUUUCCCACAGACUUGCUUGACAAGCACGGUAGCCCCCGGUCCCCAAACCCGUUUGGCGGCCCCCUCUGGGACGGUUUGGCCGAAAUCCGUCGUCAAGGACCCUUGGCGUAUGGGCUUUUGUAG
This is a messenger RNA of Fimicolochytrium jonesii, 609 nucleotides long. RefSeq lists its product as uncharacterized. The transcript is spliced from 5 exons. Bases 1 to 609 code for a protein of 202 amino acids. The record is from RefSeq and is a predicted model, not a curated record. NCBI's taxonomy places the organism in Eukaryota, Fungi, Chytridiomycota, Chytridiomycetes, Spizellomycetales, Powellomycetaceae.